Manacus vitellinus (golden-collared manakin) is the source of this 4010-nucleotide messenger RNA. It is a transcript of the gene SLC19A2, whose product is annotated as solute carrier family 19 member 2. The record is from RefSeq and is a predicted model, not a curated record. Gene Ontology annotation, molecular function: vitamin transmembrane transporter activity. Gene Ontology annotation, cellular component: plasma membrane. Lineage: Eukaryota; Metazoa; Chordata; Aves; Passeriformes; Pipridae. Gene Ontology annotation, biological process: vitamin transport; transmembrane transport.
AUGAGGAAUUUUGGGGAUACAGUGCCCCCCGCGGAGCCCCGGCCGGCCGCCCGCCGCCCCCCGCGCACGUGUGCUGCCGGCCCCGCCCACAGGGGUGGCCGUGCCCAAUCAGAGGGCGCGCGUCGGCCCGGCAGCGCCUCACCCCGCCCCGGCUCCGGCCCCGGCCCCGGCCCCCGCCCCUGCCCUGCCCGGCAUGGCGGGCCCCCCCGGGGGCGGCCGGCGCGGCGCUCCGCCCGGGCUGCCGGCGGCGGCGGCGUGUGCUGCUCGCUGCCCACGGGGCUGCUCUGCGCCUACGGCUUCUUCUGCAGCGUGCGGCCGUGACCUUUCCUCACCCGCUACCCUGGGCCGCGCAAGAAUCUCUCCGAGACACAGGUGUUCAACGAGAUUUACCCGGUGUGGACUUACUCCUACCUGGCGCUGCUGUUCCCGGUGUUCCUGGCCACAGACUACCUGCGGUACAAGCCCGUGGUGCUGCUGCAGGGCCUGAGCCUCAUCGUCACCUGGUUCAUGCUGCUGUACGCCCAGGGGCUGCGGGCCGUCCAGUUCCUCGAGUUCUUCUAUGGGAUGGGGACGGCCACCGACAUCGCCUAUUACUCCUACAUCUACAGCGUCGUCGAUGUCAACCUGUACCAGAAGGUCACCAGCUACUGCCGGAGCGCCACCCUGGUGGGCUACACGGUGGGCUCGGUGUCCGGGCAGGUCCUUGUGUCGGUGGCAGGAUGGUCCCUCUUCAGCUUGAACGUUAUCUCCUUAACCAGCAUAUCCAUUGCCUUUGGCACAGCAUGGUUUCUGCCGAUGCCACAAAAAAGCCUUUUCUUUCACCACGUCUCGAGUCAACAGCUCAGCUGUGAAAUGAAGGUGAUGGACUGUAAAAAUGGAUCGGCCGUCCAAGAUCAUCCUGAUGUGCAGAGUGCACCUGGCUGGGAGGAUGAGACAAAAGUUCCCUUAAAUGGGGAGGGUCAUUCAGCAGAGAAACAGGAGCAGAAAGUAGACAUCGUAAAGGUGCUCAAGGAUCUCUGGCGGGACUUCCUGCAGUGCUACUCCUCCCGGACCAUGCUCUGCUGGUCCGUGUGGUGGGCACUGUCCACCUGCGGAUACUUCCAGGUCAUCAACUACGCUCAGGGGCUGUGGGAGAUGGUGCUGCCUUCUCAUAGCACAGACAUCUACAACGGUGCCGUGGAGGCAGCCUCGACGCUCCUAGGAGCUGUUGCAGUUGUUGUUGUGGGUCACAUAAAAACAUCCUGGGCAAUGUGGGGUGAAGUGGCACUUGCCCUGUUCUCCUUUCUCAUUGCUGCUGCUGUAUAUGUCAUGGACACUGUUCAUAAUAUCUGGGUGUGCUAUGGAUCCUAUGUUGUCUUCAGAAUUAUCUACAUGAUGCUAAUCACGAUAGCAACGUUCCAGAUCGCUACAAAUCUCAGCGUGGAGCGGUAUGCCCUGGUGUUUGGGGUCAAUACUUUCAUUGCCUUAGCACUUCAGACUGUGCUCACUUUGAUUGUUGUGGAUGCCAGUGGGCUUGGGUUGGACAUCUUCACCCAGUUCAUGAUUUACGCCUCUUACUUUGCGGUCAUCUCACUGGUGUUCUUGGUCAGUGGCAUAUGCAGUAUUGUGAGAGCUUACAGAAGACAAGAGCAGAUGCAAAGCAGAUCUCCUGAAAGCCAGUAGCGCACCAAGCGAAGACUCUUGGUGACUACAUAUGAAGAUAUAGAUCUAUUUUUAAUCUCUGCCUUUUCUUCCCAAAGCAGUCACCUUAAACGGUAUUUGAUCCAUAUUUAUACUAUAUUAGUAGCACAUUUUAGAAGGCAAAUGUAUUAGCUCUUACAUAAGUAAGAACAAAUAUCUUCUUUCUAAAAUGCCUUUCGUUCUUCUGUUGCAUGUAUGGAUGUGCAGCAAAGAACAGUAAAGCUUUCUCAAAGAAUGAGAACCCUGGGAGGUUUUAGUCUAAGGCUGUCCGUCUACAGGCAGCUUUGUCUAGUCAACUGCUGCUCUCUCUGUCACUGAGGUGCUGCUGCAGGGCAGAAGUGAGGGCACACUAAUGGACCUCUCUGUGGAGAGCCCCAGGCCUGGGACAGGAGGUGGCCUUAGGGCUGUGCUCUGCAGUGUGGCUCUCACUGGGGCUACCCUGUGAUGCUGGGUGCUCCGUUUUGAGGACUGGUACACUAAUGUUUCUGCACACGCACAUGCUUCCUUGAGGAGCUUGUACUGUUUGUUUCUCCUGCUCCUGUCUUCUGUCGCCCCUUCUGCCAGCCCAUGGCUGAUCAUGGUGCUUCCCCAAAAACAUAACUGUGUCCUGGGGCAAUUUGUAACACUGCUGGACUGGUAAUCAGCAAAACUACUUGUGCCAGUACCCAAAGGAUUGUAAAGCUGGAGGGGAAGUUAAGAGGGAGUUUAAAUAGACGAGAUGCUAAUCCAAGGGACCCUUAGACAACUUUGCGUUUGUCCUUUAGGGCUGCAGGUUUCUGUGAUUACAGGAGUCACUGCUUCACAACCCUGGGGGCUGAACUGUUUCAGUGGGAUGGUGGAUGUUAGCACUAAGAAGUAGGGUGACUUGCAGGAUUUUAAGCUAUUCUUUGUGGCCUUAGAGAACUGUGACUCUGAUGACUAAAUAGACACCUUCAGUUAUGGUAGUUAGCACACUGACUGUCUGAGGCUUUGAAAAAUGAUGACUUAUGGUCUAUCAGUUUUUUCCCCCUUAUUAUAAAAUGCCUUUAUGCUUCUGAUGGGUCUCUGUCCACUAAUGCUACCUCUUCUUUCCACGUGAGCAGAACAAUGAAUGUUUGGAGUGGGCAGUCCUUUUGUUUUGUCCAGUUUAAGCAAUUUGGGACUUGCAUCAUGUCUCUUUUUAAAAAAUAAUUUAUUUUUUCUAAAUUGCUUCAACACUGGGAAGGAGUUGCACAGAGUUGUCCUGGGCUUGGGCACCUGGAUACUCAGGUGCCGUGAUCAGCACAGCAACAGAUAUCUGCAGUAUACUGUGGAAAUGGCCUGUGGACUGUCCCUGUUGCUGUGAAGGUUGUGGUGAUUUUAAGUGUACAGGAGAGCUGGCAAGGGAGAAGAUGCAACACGUCGUGCUUCCCUCCAUGCCUUCUCUUUGUGUGUUGGUUAGAGGUUCUUCCUACUUUCAGCUGAAGAAGCAGCUUUGGUUCAUCACUUGCUUUUAGUGCCAUGGAAACUUCACAGCAUUGGGGUUGGGAAGGUGUUUUCCCUCUGACUGGGACAUUUCUCAUCAUUUUCUGUGAACCUGAGCCUUUAUCACACAAGGUGAAUGAUUAAUGUGUUUGGGAUCUGGGGCCUGGGGACCCCUUCCAGGCUGGCUGCUCAGGGUAACCCACUCCCCAAAGCUUCUCUGUGUUUGCAGGCUGCCUCCUAAAACAGUCCCCUAAAGAGGGCUCAGCUGCACUGGCAUUUACAGACGUAAACUUCAGCCUUAUCCUGAAAUGGAAACUUGAAGCCACCCAUGUAUAUAUUCCUUUCUCUGCUGUUUUUUGUUUUAAAAAAAAAAUCUGAAGCCAUGAAAUGCUAGCUGAUGAGCUGUCCUGGUGCAGAGGUAGUCUGUCCUUUGAGUUCCUUGGUCUGAUGGCAGUUGCAGCAAGGCCAGAGGAGUGGGUGUAUGGCACUCUUGUCAAGUGACCCAAAGGAGCAGCUCAAUUUUAAUCAUGUUUUUCAUACAGAGAGCAAAUCUUUGAUGGGGAACAGCCCAGUUAUUUUAAAAGCAAGCCAAAAAUUAACUAACAAACUACAGCAAUAGCAAUGAUUUGUCUACCAAAGUAAUGAAACUGUGGCAACUGCAAUAGAGAGGCAUACUACACUGUGUACAUCUUCAGGUCUGCUAAUGUAUGGGAGCCAUACCUGGAUGUUGUUCAGGUUCCUAACUGUGCUGUUGCUGUGGUGAUGAGGUGACUAUAAAGCCUGACUGGAGCUGUAUGCAGAGUUAAUGAUGCCUAUGAAAUUCUGUAACCAUGUUGACAUUGUUGGUUUCUAAUUGAAUAGAUAUUUUUGUUAAAUAAAACUACUUC